Molecule: messenger RNA, 2198 nt
Organism: Trametes versicolor FP-101664 SS1
Lineage: Eukaryota; Fungi; Basidiomycota; Agaricomycetes; Polyporales; Polyporaceae
Exons: 5
Coding region: 36-1820 (594 amino acids)
Source: RefSeq, a predicted model, not a curated record
CAACAACAACGCCUUCCAUAACUGGUCAAUCCACCAUGGCCUCCAACGCCUCGCAAAACCAAUCAACUGCAUCCUCCGCAUCGGUCUUCACGCCCGUUUCGGCCUCGGUACAACUGUCCUCUGCAACCGCUGCCCAACCUGUUUCGGUAUCAGCUUCAGCCUCUGCCGAUUCUGCGUCAAGUACGUCCGCCGGCUCGGCCACCUCCGCGGAUCCCACGACUGCUUCGGAAACAUCGAGUCCGACUGCAUCGCAGGCGACGGCAGCAGCUACCUCAUCCGCCAUGGCGACUACGUCUACUUCCGUAACGGGAGUCUCGACUUCAUCGUCCUCGAAAGCGUCAGCAUCGGGAGAUGAUGCCUCGACCACCGAAACUACGACCACGGCUACGUCCGCUUCUACCUCCUCUACAUCGACCACUACCAACCAGUCUCCUCCGACUACGACCACGAAUACGACCACGAACCCUCCAGACACGUCUACUGUAACGACCACGACUAAUCCACCCACCACCAGCCCGCCUGUGACUAGUUCUACCACGACCUCUAACCCUCCCAACACUUCCACCACGACCACUGUCGUCACUCAACAAACCACGUCGAAUCCUCCAUCUGCCACGACCGAGGGGACUUCCACCACAACUGUGGCUUCGACGGACGUUGCAACAGUCACUCAAACAAGCACUGCUGUCAGUGAAGAUAGCCAAACCGCUUCGGGAACGGAUGUCUCUACAUUAGUCCAAACCGACAGUUUAGUUACAAAUCUCGUAACGACCACAUUCCAGUCAACGGUGUUUGUCACUACGACGAACGGCGCAGGAUCCACGAUCACCAGCGCCCCUCCGUUUGUCACGGAAACACUGACGAGCACCGGCAGCGAUGGUACCCCGAGCUUUGUGACGAUCGUGGUUGAGAACCCUACGCCCAUCUCCUCGAACAACAACGCCACCCAGGCGUCACAGUUCUUCCGCAACAAAGGUGCGGUGGCUGGAGUCUUCCUCAUCGUCGGUCUGGCUGCGGCGUCGAUCGUGCUCUUCUUCUUCUUCUACGUCCGACGCCGCCGCAGAACACAGCGUCUAGAGCACGACACCGCAGUCGCUUCCACGCUUGCUGCCGCGGGUUUCAAUCGCCGCCCGCUCGACGGUGACGAGGAGGAGCGGAAAAUGCAGAUGACGCCUACGGCCUCGGGCACCCUGGCCACACUCCCGAACCCGAGUUAUGGCUCGGGCGGCCUCAAUGGGCAGCGCCCGCCAUCAAGUGGGAUGGACGACGCUACGAACACGGGCCCUUCGACACCUGGCGCCAACGGAGAGUACGAUCCCUUCGCAGCAUCUGGGACGAUCCAUCCACCGCCUGCGGCCUUCCCUGGGUCACGACGAGACGGGUACGCACCAGCACGGACGAGCAGCCCGCCUCCACCCGCAUGGCAGCAACCUCUGCGGCAGCACACGCAUAGCACUAGCACCAGCACCAGUUCCAUGGGCUGGGGCCACGGUGCGAAAGGCAGCGUGGGGAGUCUUGAGCCGUUGCUAUCUGGCUACUAUCCAGGCGGCACGACGGAGCCGUCUACGCCUGGGGUGACGGACGGAUUUGCCGGCAAUAGUGCGCCCCCGGUACCGCCGAGGGAUCCAAGAAGGGCGAGCGCGGAGGCGGCGCGACCGAAGGGUGGCGCGCUCGAGCGUGCAUCGACCGCAAAUUCGAGUAGUGUAUACUCGAUGGACGAUUUGGACGCGCCUGCAGAGCGCCCCAAGCUAGAGGUUCGCAACCUUCCGGAAGGGGCGACGAUCGGCGACAUUUCAAGAGAACCGUCAAGACGUGGAUGACCGCUACCGUGGGACGAAUGAUUUUCUCUCUCCGUGCUUCUGUACCGUUGGAUCCUCUGCUUUGACGUGCUACACACCCCUUGCAUAGUUACCUACACUCCGCUGCCCGCUUUCCAGGCAUCGCCUCUCAUCUUCCAUCCCUCCCAAGUGGCUUUAGCUUAUUCCCCCUCCUGCAUUGCUCCGCAACCUGUGCCUGAACCCCGGUAUAUCCCCAGCAUAUGACCCAGUUGUAAGACAGUAUCCCAUCCCACGCGCGCUUCCUCUCGCACCCGCGCGCAUGCGCACGACCCUUCCCUCCCACGGACUCUUCUCCCCGCGCACGGGGUGCAGCCGCGGCGGACUGUGUACCUGCUACCACGUACAGCCUGGGGCUCCGAG